Mercenaria mercenaria is the source of this 2085-nucleotide messenger RNA. RefSeq names its product thrombospondin-2-like. Lineage: Eukaryota; Metazoa; Mollusca; Bivalvia; Venerida; Veneridae. The record is from RefSeq and is a predicted model, not a curated record. The transcript is spliced from 12 exons. The coding region runs from base 173 to 1360 and encodes 395 amino acids.
CCUCAUAAAAUUCAAAUUAGGAUGUAGCUUAGCUUGCGAACAGAUCACUAGGAAUAUUGUUCUGUGCGUAUUAUUUAUAUAAUUUAGGCUGCCUUAUUCGCAGAGGAAGAAUAUUUCAUUAGAAAAUCGUUACACAUUAAACAGUGAAUGUUACACAUAAGGUAGUGAAGAGAUGUUGUUAUCAUAUUAUACCGUUCUUUUUGCAUUUGGGUUGACCGUGUAUGGGAGAGCAUUAUCACUAGAAUGUUCCAGUUGCUCUGGUGUCCAGGACAUGCAAGAAUGCAACACAAGAAGAUCUUGCUCAGAUGGACAGGUUUGUUACACAAAACGGGAAUAUUCUGAAAAAGUUCAAUUUGAACUUGGAUGUGUUGAUAAACAACAUUGUGGUGAGUAUGCCAAAAUACCAAAUGGAACGAUGGGUAUAAACACAGCAGGCGGUCAAACACAGUACUGCUAUGAAUGUUGUUCAACUAAAAACUGUAACAAAAAUCUUUGCAAUCAUGCACACCAUUCUUAUUGUGUGGAUGACAAAUCAUUUGACUGCGCUCUGUUAAACUCUAUGCUCAGUCUCUGCAAGAAUAUUGUGAAAGCAAAGCUAAUCUGCCCAAAAUAUUGCAACCUAUGCCAUGUGGUUGAUGGGAAUUGGUCUCCAUGGACGUCAUGGUCAGGGUGUGACGUCACAUGUGAAAAUGGAACCCGUUCACGUGCCCGUACAUGCACAAAUCCAGCGCCACAAUAUGGCGGUCUUGAUUGUAAUGGAGAUAGUAUUGAAUUUAAAGUUUGUCACAUGCAGCUCUGCCCUGUGCAUGGAGGCUGGAGUGAAUGGGUAGAAUGGAGUUCAUGUCCCGUAACUUGUGGAGUAGGGAUGCAGAGUCGCACCAGGACAUGCACUAACCCUGUUCCAGAUCGUUUCGGGCAAAGCCUUGAAGACAGGUUAUGUAAUCCAGGAGAGUGUACAAGUUUUACGGACUGCUAUGGUAUACUUAAGAAACAUAAAAAUGCUGAAAGCGGGGUGUAUUCAGUAACACUGUGGAGGUCCAAGCAAAGGAUACAAGUAUACUGCUACAUGAACACUGAUAAUGGCGGUUGGACGAUUUUCCAAUAUCGCUUCAAUGGGAGUGUUGAUUUCUACAGAAAUUUUACGGAAUAUGAGAAUGGGUUCGGUGAUUUUGAAACAGAGUUUUGGCUAGGUCUUAAAAGUGUACAGGAAAUGGCAUCUCAGGGUAAAACUGAACUAAGACUGGAUCUAACAGCGGCUGAUGGCACUACUGCUUAUGAAACUUUCCAGAACUUCUACCUUGACGAGGGUUCAAACUAUACUCUCCACAUUGAUCCUGGAAGGGGUACAGCAGGUAAUUAAUUUCGUUUCUUUUGAAUUUACAUUGUCUUGGUGACAGAUGACAUGCUCUUUUGAUGAUUUCCAACACUUCCUGCGUAUAACUACUUUACAAUGGACGAUUAAAAUAAAACAAGAAAUAUAUCUGGUAUGUUCAGAGCAAAACUAUAAAAUAUUUUCUUGAUGGGUAUGGAACUACGGAAUAAAAGUGAUCAUAAAUGAUCAAGACCUGUUAUAAAAUAUUCUUCUAUAAAGGCAAAGUACUUUAAAACUGCACGAACGUAAAAUGUACCCGCCUUGAAACGUAACGUAAUAACUUCUUUCAUGAACACAUUGAACAUGUCGAGCAAGAUGUACGGGUAACCUGUUUUUAAAACUAUUGGAAAGACAUGCACUACAGAAACAAUUUGUUUUUCAUACAUCUAAAAUCAAACUUACAUAUUAAUCCCCCGCCACAAGUGGUGGGGGUUAUAGGAAUGGUCUCCGCCCGUCCUUCCGUCCGUCCUUCCGUCUGUCCGCAACACUUUCGUGUCCGCUCCAUAUUUCCUAAACCCCUUGAAGGAUUUUCAUGACACUUGGGUCAAAUAAUCACCCCAUCAAGACGAUGUGCAGAACUUAUAAGUCAACCAUGCCGGCUCAAGGUCAAUGUCACAACUCAAGGUCAAAGGUUUGAGCUUUCCAUUUUGUGCCCGCUCUAUAUCUCCUAAACCCCUUGAAGGAUUCAUAUGAAACUUGGGUCAAAUGAUCAC